Messenger RNA from Ustilago hordei, 1662 nucleotides. RefSeq names its product putative PGI1 - Glucose-6-phosphate isomerase. The record is from RefSeq and is a predicted model, not a curated record. Gene Ontology annotation, molecular function: carbohydrate derivative binding; glucose-6-phosphate isomerase activity; monosaccharide binding. Lineage: Eukaryota; Fungi; Basidiomycota; Ustilaginomycetes; Ustilaginales; Ustilaginaceae. Gene Ontology annotation, cellular component: cytosol. Bases 1 to 1662 code for a protein of 553 amino acids. The transcript has a single exon. Gene Ontology annotation, biological process: glycolytic process; gluconeogenesis; glucose 6-phosphate metabolic process.
AUGGCUCACAAGCUUACUUCCUCCCUGCCAGCAUGGCAAAAACUCCAGCAGCUUUACGACACCAAGGGCAAGCAGAUCAAACUUGGUCAAGCUUUCAAGGCCGAUGCCAACCGAUUCCAAAAGUACUCUCGCCAGUGGAACUCGUCCAAGACCGAUGCUCGCUUCCUCUUUGAUUUCUCCAAGAACUUGAUCGAUGACGAGGUUCUGGACCAGCUCCUUGCUCUCGCUGAGCAGGCUGAGGUCAAGCAGCAAAUCGAUGCCAUGUUCUCUGGCGAGCACAUCAACACAUCCGAAGACCGUGCUGUUCUUCACGUCGCUCUCCGUGACGUUCCUGGAGACUUUAAGAUCGACGAGCCCGGUGUUGAUGAGGUCAAGCCCGAGCUUCAGCAUAUGAAGCAAUUCUCCGAAGCCGUCCGAUCCGGCGCCCACAAGGGCUACACGGGCAAGAACAUCAAGAGCAUCGUCAACAUUGGUAUUGGUGGUUCCGACCUUGGUCCGGUCAUGGUCACUGAGGCUCUCAAGCCUUACUCCAAGCGUGACCUCGACGCUUACUUUGUUUCCAACAUUGACGGUACUCACAUGGCCGAGACUCUUCGUGUUUGCGACCCUGAAACGACGCUCUUCAUUGUCGCUUCCAAGACUUUCACCACUCAGGAGACCAUCACCAACGCUACAACCGCUCGUGACUGGUUUCUCGAGCACGCCAAGGACAAGGCUCACGUUGCUAAGCACUUUGUUGCGCUCAGCACCAACGUCAAGGCUGCUACCGAAUUCGGCAUUGCCAAGGAAAACAUGUUCAAAUUCUGGGACUGGGUCGGUGGUCGAUACUCUCUCUGGUCUGCCAUUGGUCUUUCCAUUGCUAUCGUCAUUGGCUAUGACAACUUUGAGCAGCUCUUGCUCGGUGCCCACGAGAUGGACUUGCACUUUAAGAACACUCCUCUGAAGGACAACUUGCCUGCUCUCCUCGCUUUGAUCGGAAUCUGGUACAUUGACUUCUUCGGUGCUCAGACCCAGGCCAUCCUUCCCUACGAUCAGUACAUGCACAAGUUCGCCGACUACUUCCAGCAAGGUGACAUGGAGUCGAAUGGAAAGUUCAUCGCCAAGAACUCGGAACGUGUCGACUACCAAACCGGUCCCAUCAUCUGGGGCCAAGCCGGUACCAACGGACAGCACGCUUUUUACCAGCUCAUUCACCAGGGAACCAAGCUGAUCCCUUGUGACUUUAUCGCUCCUGUCCAAUCCCAAAACCCUCUUGGCAAGCACCACGAGAUCCUCCUCUCCAACUUCUUUGCCCAACCUGAGGCUCUUGCUUUCGGUAAAUCCGAGGCUGAGGUCAAGCAAGAACUCGGCGCUGAAGCUAAUAACGACUUCUUCGUCAAGUCCAAGGUGUUCGAGGGUAACCGACCCACCAACUCGAUCAUGGCUCAGAAGAUCACCCCUGCUACUCUUGGUGCUUUGAUUGCAUUAUACGAGCACAAGAUUGCUGUUCAGGGCUUCGUCUGGUCUAUCAACUCGUAUGAUCAGAUGGGAGUUGAGCUCGGCAAAAUUUUGGCCAAGAAGAUUUUGCCUCUUCUUGAAGGUGCUGAUGCUAGCAAGGUCGAUGGUGCUGGCCACGACUCUUCGACGAGCGGACUGCUGAAAUACUACCUUUCCAACAAGUGA